ACCUCAACUUUACAACUACUCAGGAUAUCUAUUCGCCGACGCAAACUCGAUGGAAUGUGGAUCACGACAGAUUCAAUGAACAGGGAUACCAAAUAUCAGGCUUUGGUCGCUUUGUUACCAUUUCGAUGUCUUCAUUGCAACGUUUGAGACAAUCGAUAUAGAUCAUCUAAGACUUCCGCAAGGAGUGCACUCCAACCCCUCGCAUCAAAUCACGCUGCCCUCCUUUUCAUCCUCCCGUGGGCUUCGAGCCAUAGAAUCAUGAGGCUAAGCAAGGGUGCUUUCCUUACAACUUAGCCUCACUGCAUCAGCCUCCAGCGAAAAUGAGCAUUCGAAUCAGUGUCUUGUCCUGCGAGGCCAGCGGCGGCAACGAUACGCACCUACUCGGGCAUAGUGUCCCAAAGAGGAAGUUGAUUUGAUGCUCAUCUAUGACUGGAACCUCUAUUCAAGUUGCAGCAUAGCUCUUGGUGUGAAACCCUUCCCGCACGGCUCUUGUCAUCGGUAGGGCUAGGUCAUCAAGGGGCAAUGUCUAGCCUGCUUUGGCUAUGCUGGAGUUGCGGAGAAGCAUAGUUGCUUUAUCAGGCAGUUCACUAACUUCCCGCUCGACUUCUUUCGACUAUCAAUUCACCAAGCCUCUGACGAUAAACACCUCGAACUAGGAUUUAUGCAUCUUCUACGGGCCGAUCCAUGAUUCCGACUGGCUAUGUUCCUGUUUCCUGCCUCCAAUCAAGGACUAGAAGGCAUUUGCCUUCCCCCCCCCCCGGGCCGCUCCCCAUUAUCAUCUGAGGAGUUCUGGAUACCGGCAGUCACUGCCAAGAUCGAGAUAUGAGGCUAGGCCGAGACUACUUGGUUGAUCUUUAGGAGUAACUUGUUGGAGGGUUGUUUUCUUAGUGCCAUGUCGAUCAUGAUUGACGGCAGGGAGUUCCACUGAACAGAUCCUGAAUACACACAACUAUAGCCAAGGUUAUUGAUGGUAGCCUCCUUAUUCCUCACGCCAUGUCUCAUCACAUGCAAUCGAAUUCCGUCAACGUAUUGUUGUUCAUAAGUUGUGAGACAAGCCGGGUGUGUUCAGGAAGUCCACUGAGACCCAUUACGAUAUCCUGGUGCUCUAUCAUCAAGGUAUUCGUUACGAUGAAAGUCCUAUGCAUCCUUCUUGGCCUUGAUGCCAGGCCCACCGACCUGCUUCUUGCAUUCUCAAGAACUUUUGCACUCUCGUUAUCCUGAGUCGCCUCUCAGAGCUUCUGCCGCCUCGAUGCAUCGCAUCUCGCCUUCCUCUUUUUGUCUGGCGUUGCUGAAGACGAUGGCGAGACGCUACGUAAAUCUGUCGGUUGUCGCCGCAAGAGGAAGCUGAUGAAAAUCAUCCCUUCGAUUGUGUCUUGAUGGGACAUCAUGUCUGGGAAUAGAUGCAAGACACUUGCAGAUUUGCACCUUACAAACCCUGCACUCUGUAAGUUGCGGUUGAGAAUCUCCGGCCGUUGGGCUUUUGACUUCUGGGGGGACACCAAAGAACAAAGUCUCUCUCCACAAACCGUUCGAUAUACUUCUGCCACCACAAUGAUAGCUAACGUUACCAUGUAUCAUGGCUGCGAAUGGCUGGCAGAGGUGACUUCAUGAACUCAACAUACGAACCCCGUAUCAGCCCAUCCAUAUUGUUAUUGAAGCAGUCGCCUAGCAACAUAGAUCAGAUCUAUAUAAGACGUGUUGUCCUCCUCCUCAAAACAACUUACCUUUUCAUCAUCAUCACCCUCAGUCUCAUCCACACACAAGCAUCCCCAAUCGUCUCUUGUUCUGCCUCUGCUCCUUUGUAUCUUCACAAUGGUGAACUUCAAGAACCUCGCUUUCGCCGCGACAACCCUCCUCGGGCUCGUCAACGCCGCUCCUACUACUGCAAAGGUUGACUCCAGCAAGAUCAUUCCUGGCAAGUACAUCGUCACCCUCAAGUCUGAUAUCGCUGCUGCCGAUGUCGAGAGCCAUCUCAGCUGGGUUGAGGAUGUUCACAAGCGUGGACUGAACAAGCGUGCCGAGAAGGGUGUUGAGCGCACCUACAACGGCAAGUAUGGCUUCCACGGCUAUGCUGGCUCUUUCGACAAGGGCACCAUCAAAGAGAUUAAGGAGAACCCCGAUGUUGCCAUCGUCGAAGAGGACCGCGAGUGGGUCAUCAACUGGGUUGAGGAGGAGGAAGAAGAGGCAGAGACUCUCGCAAAGCGUGCCUUGACUACUCAGAGUGGCGCCACUUGGGGACUCGGCACGGUCUCUCACCGUUCCAGGGGAUCUACCAGCUACAUCUACGAUACCAACGCUGGUACCAACACAUAUGCCUACGUCGUCGACACUGGCGUUCGAACCACCCACAAUGAAUUUGAGGGUCGUGCUCAGGCCGUCUACACUGCCUUCAGUGGCGACAACGCCGAUUCUGUAGGCCACGGUACUCACGUCUCUGGCACCAUUGCCGGCAAGACCUACGGUGUCUCCAAGAAGGCCACCAUCCAGGCUGUCAAGGUCUUCCAGGGCAGCUCUUCUAGCACCUCUAUCAUUCUCGCUGGUUUCAACUGGGCCGCCAACGAUAUCAUCUCCAAGAGCCGAACUGCUCGCUCUGUCGUGAACAUGUCUCUUGGUGGUGGUUACUCUGCUUCUUUCAACAACGCCGUCGACUCUGCUUCCCGAUCUGGUAUCAUCUCUGCCAUUGCUGCUGGAAACGAUGGUGCCAACGCCGCCAACACCUCUCCUGCCUCUGCUGCCAGCGCUAUCACCGUCGGUGCUAUCGACAGCAACUGGGCCAUUGCCUCUUACUCCAACUACGGCACCGUCCUUGACAUCUUUGCUCCCGGUUCCGCCGUUCUCUCUGCGUGGUACACUAGCAACAGCGCCACCAACAGCAUCAGCGGUACCUCCAUGGCUACUCCCCACAUUGCUGGUCUUGUCCUUUACGGUAUCUCUGUCAACGGUGUCUCCGGCGUCUCUGGUGUCACCAACUGGCUCACCAGCACUGCUACUUCUGGCAAGAUCACUGGCAACCUCCGCAGCUCCCCCAACCUGAUCGGUAACAACGGCAACACUGCCCAGUAAGCGCUUUAACAUACCAAAAGAGACGAUGGAUGUCUGUUGUGAGACCUUGAUCCAAGAGGAGGAUGAGGGUUGGGAACGAUGAGUAUAUAUGAGAUUGAGAAUGACUACAAGAUUAUGAAGGCGGAUAUUGGAGGAAUUUGGGGACACUCUUUGAUUCUAAAGUCGCUGUUCAUAGGCCAUCUGAAUAUACAACUGUACAUAUCGCGAGAUCUUAAGGCCUCGACGGUCGUAAACGGAAUAUGUGACUUCUCUCAAUGCACUAAUACCUGUAUGAUAGUUUGAUAUGGCCAUAAGAAUUAAGCUUUUGAAACUUCAAGACUGUCCAAAGACUCUAUAGUAAGGGUCACUUCUAUGGCCAUUGCCACUACUGUAUUGGUCUACCUCGAGUAGCCUGGUGGAAGCAAGAAAGCUUCUGAUUUCUACUCUAAAUGAUAGAAGACUUAGGUAAUUCUAAUAAAACCUUACUCAAAUUUAGUAUAGAUUUGGUAUAUCUUUAGAUCAAUCUUUUUUGG
Messenger RNA from Fusarium odoratissimum NRRL 54006, 3575 nucleotides. Its product is annotated as subtilisin. The record is from RefSeq and is a predicted model, not a curated record. The transcript is spliced from 2 exons. Bases 1813 to 3063 code for a protein of 416 amino acids. Gene Ontology annotation, molecular function: serine-type endopeptidase activity. NCBI's taxonomy places the organism in Eukaryota, Fungi, Ascomycota, Sordariomycetes, Hypocreales, Nectriaceae. Gene Ontology annotation, biological process: proteolysis.